AUGGAUUUAUUUCUUAACGAAUUUGAUGAAUAGUAUCAAAAUAUUCAAAUUUUUGAACAAGACUAAAAAAUACAGGAUAAAGGGAAUAAAAUAAGCUAAAUCUUAUAUUAAAACAUUUUUUAAAUAAACAAAAAGUCAUUUUUGCAAUUAUUGAAUCGAAUAGCAAAAUUAUAAUUAGAUUACUAGGCUUCAAAGAUUGUUCAAAAAAAUAAAACUAAUUUAAUCACCAAGAAAUAUAGUCAAUCUUCUUCAUAAAAAUUCCUAAAAAUAUACUUGAAUUUAUUUUCUAUUAUUAUUUUCUUUGAACAAAAAUUUAUAUUAAAUUGCACAAAGUUCUUGACUAACUAUGUAUUUUGUAACAAAUAUUUAAAAUUUAACAAGAAAAUACCAAAUUUAAAAUUAAAAAAUAAAUAAUAAUACAAUUUCAAGAUGAAUAAAAGUCAAUAUUAUUAAUAAGAUUAAAUAUAGAAAAAGAGGAAAUCAAAUUCUAAAAUUUUAAAGUAGAAUCUAAUAAUUGAUAUAAGUAUUUCUGUCGAUGAAGAUUAGCUAAAUAUGGAUCUUAUUAAAGAAUAAAAUUAUAAAUAAGAGCAUAAAUCAAAAAUAAGACUGAAUUAAAUUAAUAUAAAUUUUAAUCCCAAGACGAUAAUAAAAUCUCAAAAACAUUAAAAGGAUAUCUCUUCUAUCAAUUAUACUUGA
Messenger RNA from Paramecium sonneborni, 696 nucleotides. The record is from the annotation of a GenBank genome assembly. Lineage: Eukaryota; Ciliophora; Oligohymenophorea; Peniculida; Parameciidae.